CUCACACCGCCGCGAUUAUUGAGCUUUUAUACUAAAAACUCGGGCCUGAGCGUCUAAAACCCGAUUGCGGGCACACUGUGUAUUUUUUUACUAUAACAUUACAAUGUUGGUGGCAAUCAAUCCGUAAUUUUCUGUAUAUAUCGCGUAUUUCGCGUUGUAACAGUGGUACAUAAGUUUUCAAGGGAUUUUUUUGGUAAAAGUAUAAUAAAAGACACUACAACGGCGUCGACACGAGAUUCUAAGUAUAAAAAACAAAUGCAUUAUACGGCUGAUGCCGUAUGUAUCUUGAAAAGAGACGACGUUAAGUUAGAAUCAACGGAAUCCGAGGAUCAUUUUACGUACUCCGCCAGAACUCUACCAGCUCCUCCAGACAUCGAGAAGCGAUGUCUUUGCCAAGAGAGUUUAUUUUUAACCAGGAGCUGUCAAAGCUUGACGGCGAGAUCCUCGGUACGUCAGCACCGCCAUCGUCAGCUCCGUUAUCAUGCUCCAUCGACCUGCCUUCGGAGACCAUCGCGGAGGCCGCCCUGUCCCCGGACAAGGCGGGCUCCCUCAUGUCAGUGCAGUCAGCUCCGCCGGAGCAGCGUGAGCGUCCCGCCAGCCUGCUGCUAGAGCUGCCGCUCGCUACCCAAGUCGGCGCUUACUUGUCGGCGAUGUCGCCGACGGAGCAGGAGGAGGACUCGUUGCUGACGCUGUCGUCGGUGACGGCGCGGCCGCUGCUGGCCGCCUCGCGUCAGCUGCGCGGCCCCACAGACACCACCGACACCAGCCCUCCCGACGGCGGUUACGGCUGGGUGGUGGUCUUCGGCGCGUUCAUGGUGCAGUUCUGGGUAGCCGGCCUGUUCAAAUCCUACGGCGUUCUGUACGUGGAGAUCAUGGAGACGUUCCCCGACUCGUCUGAGUCGGUCGCGUCGUGGAUUCCCGCUGCGCUGUCCACGCUUUGCUUGGCAUUGGCUCCUCUCUCGUCGGCCCUCUGCGAGAAGUACUCCUGCCGGCUCGUGGUGUUCAUCGGAGGCCUGUUCUGUGCGACUGGUCUCGCGCUAUCCUACUUCAGCACUGGACUCCUCCAUCUGCUGCUCAGCUUUGGAGUUAUGACUGGAAUCGGUGGUGGCUUAUCAACUACACCUGGAAUAGUCAUCGUUUCCCAGUACUUUGAUAAGCACAGAGCGUUAGCCAACGGUAUAUGCGUGAGCGGGACGGCUGCGGGCAGUUUCGUGUUUCCCAUGCUGAUUGAGAAGCUGGUGGAUAUGUAUGGACUGCAUGGGACUGUACUUCUUCUGGGCGGAGGCAUGCUGCACGUGUGUGUGUCGGCGACGCUGUACCGCGCGCCGCCCGCCCCCCGCGAGCGCAGCCCCACCCCCGCCACCACCUCCACUGAGAACACCACGCUGCUGCAGGACAUACAGGAGUGUAAAAUGGAUUCCAAAGACUACCGCCUGCAGCGCCUCUUCGAACUGGACCCUGAGUCUGCCCUCAACCAGAAAAACGCCCUCCUCACUGAGGAAGCCAAGCGAACCAACCUCAUCACUGAGAUCAUCCAUCCUAGCCUUAUUGAAGUCGCUCGUCCACCCUUGCAGUCAAACUUGUCAGAUUCAGAAGACUCUGAAGUUAUGGAUGUCCUGGGUGUAGUUGGUCUGCCCAGGGAAGUCGCCAAGCUUCGUCUCCGACCAACCAGGUCUUCGUCCAUCCUGCACUCUGUGGAAGACCUGUCAACAGACAGCACCUGCGUUUACAAAGCGAGCAGGAGAAAACUCAGCAGGUCCCUCUACAUCCGGCCGCCGCUGCCCAGCCGGCUCAUCCAGAACAAGUUGGCAGAACCAGUCAUCAUCAAGCAGGAGCAGGAAGCGCAGAAGGUGGACGUCGUACAACCCAAGAAAGCAAAGAGAAGCUGCAUUGAGAAAAUAUCCAGGUACCUGGACGUCUCCUUGCUCAAAGACUGGCGGUUCGGCCUCCUAUGCGGUUCCGUGGCGCUUAUGUCCUGUGGUUCCCCCUAUGCUUUAUACUACCUGCCGGCGUACACCGUGGCUAAGGGACACAGCAAGUCUGCUGCAGGUCACCUGGUAGCCAUAAGUGCUGUGCUUGACCUCUGCGGCAGACUGGGACUCGGGUACCUCUGCGACCUGCAUCUCUUCUGCAGACGGAAGGCUUACAUCGUCAGUAUCCUAGUGGCCGGUAUAGCAGUUCUGACUCUUCCUAGCUUCACAUCCUGGUGGGCACUUGCGAUUGCUUCAGCGGCAUACGGAUUGUGCCUCGGCUGCUGGUUCCUCCUCGUACCAGUGCUAUUGGCCGACGCGUUCGGCACCGCUCGCAUCGCGUCGUCGUACGGACUCGUGCGAAUGUUCCAGAGCAUAGCGGCUGUGUCCGUGCCUCCUACAGCAGGUUAG
Ostrinia furnacalis (Asian corn borer) is the source of this 2381-nucleotide messenger RNA. RefSeq names its product monocarboxylic acid transporter silnoon (gene Sln). Lineage: Eukaryota; Metazoa; Arthropoda; Insecta; Lepidoptera; Crambidae. Gene Ontology annotation, molecular function: monocarboxylic acid transmembrane transporter activity. The record is from RefSeq and is a predicted model, not a curated record. Bases 384 to 2381 code for a protein of 665 amino acids. Gene Ontology annotation, biological process: monocarboxylic acid transport; transmembrane transport. The transcript has 17 exons.